AUGUAAAAAUCAGAUUAAUUGAUAUCUGGAGAUAGAGAUGGAUCUAUUGUAAUUUGGUCAAGCAAUAACAAUAAUUAUUGGAAUUACUCAUAAAAAAUUAAAGGACGUAGUUAUAGGAUUUAUUGUUUAAUAUUGAAUAAGGAUGAAGUUCUUUUUAUAUCAAGUAGUGGGGAUAAUACUAUUAAGUUUUGGAAUAAACAAAAAGAAUGGAUAUGUUAAUAAUCAAUCACACUGAUCAUACUUCUUAAGUUUAUUAAAUAAGUUUAAAGGAUUAAGAAGAUAAAGUUAUUUCUUGUGGAUAGGAUUUAACAAUAUUAGUAAUUGAAUAUUCUGAAUAUAGUUAAAGGUGGAUGGUAAUAUAAAAUAUCAAAGUUGAUUUUUAUGGAUUUAGAUUAUCCUUUAUAAACAAUAAUUGUAUUCACAUUUAAACCUUAUUAUGGCAAUUUGAUGUAUAUUUAUGAGAUGAAUAGUGUAAGUAAAUAGUUCACUAAAAAAAAAUAUUAUUGUUAAUUAAGGUAGUGAAAGUUGUUCAUUAUUUUAAUUAUAAUUUAUUUAAUAAAAUUAGAUUUAAGUGAGUAAACCCGAUACAUUUGUCAAUUUUUUAAGAAAGAUAGAAAAAGAUGAAUUUAAAUAUGAAGUAAUCUAUUCAAUUUUAUACAAAUAAAUAUUUGGUUAAUUGAGUAAUUAUGGAGAGUAUUUUAUUACUUGGGAUAGUUUAUUUAAAGAUAUAUAAAUUUGGGGAUAUAAAUAAUAAUGA
Paramecium primaurelia is the source of this 757-nucleotide messenger RNA. NCBI's taxonomy places the organism in Eukaryota, Ciliophora, Oligohymenophorea, Peniculida, Parameciidae. The record is from the annotation of a GenBank genome assembly.